Messenger RNA from Orycteropus afer afer, 1347 nucleotides. RefSeq names its product PNMA family member 5 (gene PNMA5). The transcript has a single exon. Bases 1 to 1347 code for a protein of 448 amino acids. The record is from RefSeq and is a predicted model, not a curated record. Lineage: Eukaryota; Metazoa; Chordata; Mammalia; Tubulidentata; Orycteropodidae.
AUGGCCGUGAACCUGUUACAAGAUUGGUGCAAGGGGGUGGACCUGGACCCCAGAAAGGCCCUGCUGAUCGUGGGGAUCCCCACAGAGUGCAGUGAGGAAGAGAUUAGGGAGACUAUAAAGGCAAACUUAGAGCCACUGUGCUCCUACACGGUGCUGGGCCAAAUUUUCAGGAAGGAAGACAAUGCCAAGGCUGUCUUUGUCCAGCUGACGGAGCCCGUCAACUACGCUGUGAUGCCCACUCACAUCCUGGGCAGAGGGGGCAUCUGGGAGGUGGUGGUGAAGCCCCGCAGGGCAGACAAUGAGUUCCUCAGUAGGCUGAACAGCUUCCUGAAAGAUGAGGGCAGGCGGCUGGUAGAUGUGGCCCAAAUCCUGGAGUUUAGCACCUCACGUGCCACCGAGGGCAGGAAGCCUCAGGUCCAGGAGCCUGGGGUCGUGGGCCCAGCAGCAGCACCGAGUCUGCCACCCCCGAAAGAAGGCAUGUGGUACCGAAAACUGAAAGUGUUUUCGGGAAACGCUUCGCCUGUGCCCGGUGAGGAGCCCUUUGAUCUCUGGCUGGAGCAGGCAACUGAGAUGAUGCAGCUGUGGCAGGUGUCCGAAGUGGAGAAGCGGCGGCGGCUGCUGGAGAGCCUGCGUGGCCCUGCACUGUCCAUCCUGUGUGUGCUGCGGGCCAACAGCAACGUCGUGACAGUGCAGCAGAGCCUGGAGGCCCUGAAGCUGAUAUUUGGCACCAAGGAGGACUCUCGUACCUCUCAGCUCCACCUCAGGCAGGCCUUCCAGGAGUCAGGGGAGAAGCUGUCUGCCUUCCUGAUCCGCUUGGAGCCCCUGCUGCAGAAGGCAGUGCAGCACAGCACUACGUGCGUCCACGGUGCCGACACGAUGCGCCUGAAGCACGUCCUGGCGAAGGCCACCCUGCCUCCUUCGCUCCGUGGCAAGCUGGACAUCCUGAAUGAGCACAACUGCGCCCCCACCUUCCUGGAGCUGAUGAAACUUGUCCGCGACGAAGAGGAGUGGGAGACGACCAUGCUGGUGACCAAACGCAAGAGCGGGCAAGUGAGAGAUGGUCAGGGGGGCUCCACCAGACAGGUGGCAGUGGAAGUCCAUGUCCCGCCCCCACAGGCCCACCUCAUGCCAGCAGGGCCUUCCAUGGAUCGUAGCACCCAGACUGGGCAGGAAGAGGCUUCCCCGUCAGAGAAGCGUAGGCGCCUGUCAUGCUGCUGUGCCAGCGAGGAUCUCAGCCAGGUCAUCAAGGUUGAGAGCGAGUCCCCAGAUGAUGGAGUUCAGUCAGGUGCAGUGGAAGAGUCGGGAAAUGGGGGAGGGGCUGGGGCUGUGAGCCACCCCAAGCCCUAA